CAUGACUCACAAUUUCUGAAGUUCCUCAUAACCGUUGAUAAAGCCUAAACCUUCUUAUCUCAUUCUCACAUACCCAACACAUAUUUUAACAUAAUAUAUGUAUGUAUAUACGAUUAUUAAAGUAGUAUUAUUUUUUAGAGCUUGGAGAAAGCUGUUGAUAUAUUGGUUAUUCUGCUGUUUGUCUGCAAAAUCGUUACGUUCUAGAGAGACCCAUGUUCUAUAUGCGUCUGGGUGGUCACAUAUCAGGUGCUGUUGUCUCUUCUUGCGAUCAUUUCUUUUGAGAUCUGCAAUUGGGUUAUCAUAAAUCCCUCCUUUCAAUCUUAGCUCAUGCUCACAACUCCAAACUACUUGCUCCAGUACUCAAGUCUUCAAUAAGGUGAUGACACAAAAAAAUUAUAGCAAUUUGCAUACAUUUCUCACUUAACCUUUUGAAAGCGGGCUGUUUCUUGCUUUCUCGGGAAUGCUCAAAUGGCGGACAAACAAAACAUCUUGUCAUACCGAGGGAGGCUGGACAAGACACUGGCAUCUCAUGAUCUUGCAAAUGAACAAACACUUAAGACUCUAGUUAAGAAUCAAUUACUACGCUCAUGCUCAUCGCAAGGUGAAAUUGAAGAAUAUUUCGACAGUGUAGUAGAAAAAAGAACCAAGGGAGUAUCAGAUAUCCUGAACUUGUUGAAGAGUGCUGCAAAUGUUGAUGAGGGAGUGAAAACCAAAGAGACACCACAUGGUAGCUGGAAAUUAAAACAGGAUAAUGAAGAGUACCGUGUUAUGUAUCGAGAAGGACCAGAAGGCACUCCCUUUCAUACACUACUUGUUGAAGGCUUCAUAGAUGGGCCCAUAGACGUUUGUUUAUGUAUAACAUGGGAGUCGACGCUUUAUAAGAAAUGGUGGCCUCAGAGUAGUAUUCCGAGUUUCAAACUUCUCUCUUCCGACUGUUUGCAAAAGGUCCGAAUUGGGGAACAGAUAUCUUUAGUGAGGAUGAAGGUUUCAUGGCCGCUAUCAACGAGAGAGGCUGUUGUGCACUUCUUUGAAUUUGAAUACUUGCAAGAUGAUCUGAUCAUUGUGCUUUUCAACUCGAUCCCUGACAUGGAGAGCAUCAAUAAAAUUACUCAUGGGUUCAGCAAAGAUGGGAUACCUGAUGCAAAGGAUGUAGUAAGGAUUGAUGUGGUAGGAGGAUUUGCUGUACAAAAAGUGACACCGGACAGAAGCUACUUUCGGACUAUAGCGAAUAUGGAUGUAAAACUGGACUUUGUUCCUCCAUCUUUAAUUAAUUUUGUUUCAAGGCAGCUCGUAGGCAGUGGUUUCAGGCUCUAUCAAAAGGAAGUUGCUUCUGUGUAUAAAGGUGAUCAAGAAUUUGGUGAGGCCUUAAAGGACCCAAUGUAUACUCGAAUACGUGAGGCUCUUUGCUCUGAGAAUAAAGAUUCGGGAGAUCUGGAACCAGAAGACCUUAAGAGUGAUGCAUGCAUUCUCCAUGAGGAACAACUUAUCGAGAUUAUGCAGGCUGAGGAGGGGAAUGUGGAAAAGAAGGUUCUUGAUAGUGACCAUGCAGCUGAAUCCUUUUCAGAGGAUGUGGUAAGUAUGGAUCACAGAGCUCCUGGAGAGAUUGAGGAGGUUGAGGAAGAUGAAAUUGAAGAAAGUAGACACUUAGAAGAGGAAGGGAAGAAAAUAUAUAUCCCUCUAUCCAAGCAAAUUGCAGAGAGAUGUUGUGACAAUAAUAAAAGUCAAGUAACUAUCAGACCAGAGGUGGAGCAAGCACUGGGAACAUUAGAGAAAGUCAUUUCUAUCUUUAAGGAAUAUGGAUUUAAUCCCAAAACCAGGUCUCUGCACCGCUUCACCAACAAUGAUUUCCAGAAUUUGGAAGAGAGUGCAGUAAACGAGUCAAAAUCUUCAAAUAAUAGUCAAAUUUGUUCAAAUGUUGGAGUUCGUGUUGAAGCAUCAAAAGAUGAAAUGGUUGAAAGGACAUCAUAUGAACCCAGGAAUAGCUCUGGCAGUCAAGCCUCCAGGUGUGCUGGAUCAAAUUCUUACUCAAAGGAGGCAAACCAUAACAGAAUAGCACCAGUAUCACCGGAUCCGAAUGAAACUCACCAGACUGCUUUGUGUUCCUCUGAAGCCGAGACAACUAAUGGUAACAAGUUGGUUAGUACCGAUGCAAAUGGCAUCCAUAAAAGCAGCCCGAAUAAAGGGAAGAACAAAAAAGCAAGGUUCUGUUGCUUCAAUCUAAUUUCAGGCUAGUUAAUGUCUUGAGAGGAAAGGACUUGAGCUAAACAGAAACAGAUCCUGUUAACCACGCGUCAUUUACCACAGUGGGUGGGAAUGGAUUUUAGAACUAUGCUGCUAGAGGCACAACUGGAUCUUCAUCUCGGAUCCACCUCAUCCAAUGGAUUAGGGGUACAGUUGCCUCUUUCUCUCACUGUACUAAGUUGACAAUACAUUUAGGCAUCACACACAGAAGAAAGAAGAGUAAUAGUUAAUGAUAUGCUUUUAUUACAAGUUCUCUAUUGAAUUUGUUGAUGAGGUAGAUGGUUUCUAGGUUCUUGGAUAUUGCAAUUUAUCUCAAAGUUGUGUAUAUCAAAGUUUAAUUUUUAUAUAAAUGUAGGACGAUUGUGAAAUGUCAGUUCCUUUACCAAUGAAAAGAUGGGUUGGGGAAAUGGUACAUUUUUGUUCUA
Molecule: messenger RNA, 2666 nt
Organism: Cornus florida
Lineage: Eukaryota; Viridiplantae; Streptophyta; Magnoliopsida; Cornales; Cornaceae
Exons: 11
Coding region: 469-2232 (587 amino acids)
Source: RefSeq, a predicted model, not a curated record